AUGAGGCUACAUGUUACAACAACAUUACUAUUGAUGGUGGCCUUACUAUGCAGCUGCAGCACGGUGGCGAACAGCGAUCCUGACACCGACAUUAAUUCCGAAGGAUGUAGUCCGGCCACGUACUCUGACGAUGACCCUUAUGGCGAUGUUGUUAAUGAGGCACUUCAUGAAGUACUGAGCGUGACACCACAUGACCCAAAGUUUGUACACAAUACUAUUAUUAACGGGGACGUCGAUAAUGGCCAUUUCAAUGUAUUUGCUCACGGAGAUUGUAACGCAAACCUUAGUGCUGAUGAUUGCACCACCUGUAUGGAAGCAGCUUAUAAUGACAUUAUUACUCUUUGCAAUAAUCAUUUCGGUGGUAUCAUUGGUAUGGUAGAUUGUAGUAUUUAUUAUGUUGUCCAGUUUAACACAUCGUGA
Messenger RNA from Oldenlandia corymbosa var. corymbosa, 420 nucleotides. NCBI's taxonomy places the organism in Eukaryota, Viridiplantae, Streptophyta, Magnoliopsida, Gentianales, Rubiaceae. The record is from the annotation of a GenBank genome assembly.